This is a messenger RNA of Bombyx mori (domestic silkworm), 6002 nucleotides long. RefSeq lists its product as uncharacterized. NCBI's taxonomy places the organism in Eukaryota, Metazoa, Arthropoda, Insecta, Lepidoptera, Bombycidae. Gene Ontology annotation, molecular function: RNA helicase activity; RNA binding; ATP binding. Gene Ontology annotation, cellular component: nucleus; ribonucleoprotein complex; cytoplasm. The record is from RefSeq and is a predicted model, not a curated record. The transcript is spliced from 7 exons. The coding region runs from base 810 to 3284 and encodes 824 amino acids.
UUGUUCAUAUUGAUUUCCUGUUUCAGAACCCGAUCGUUAAUCCCUCUGUGCAAUCCGGCAGCGAGCGGCCAUUGUUGAGUUGUUCGUUUGCGGGGUCUGGAGAGGGUCAUACGUGAAUGACCACACUCUAAAAAAAUUUAAAUUCUCUCAUAAGAGAGAUACCAACUCGACCGUAAAGCCCUUCGAAGCUAAUAAAUCGAUUGUCCACCAUCAAAAUGCAGUACAACGGGUUUCACAAUCAACAUCCGAUGUAAGAAAUUGUUACUGUCUCUAUUUUUAAUAGUUCUGUUUACUCAUGGUUGAACGGCACAGUCACAUUUUUGCGGCGGCCAUUUUGUUUAGCUUGCCCAGCUGAGCAGCUGAUACAUAAUGGGCGCAUCGCGCAAACGAACCUUCGUCCGAAAAUCAAUACUCAAUCUACGCCUUUCUUCGAUCUUACUAGAUUUUUCUAACAUAAUAGUGAAAUGAGGUUGGAGUUCACUAGACAGAGCAAACAAAUUUAUAGCGUCUGAAAGUCGAAUAACUUAUAUACAUACCUACUUUUUGUAUUUUUUUUCUAUUUUUCGAAGGGUUGGUAAUUAAUGUAUUUUUAGUUAAAUGUGAAUUACUCAAAUCUUCUAAUUAAUGUAUAUAAUAUUAAAACUGGUUUAUUGAAAACAGUUUAUGAUUACUAAUCCUGAAGAAAGGUCCUCAUCACAAAAUGUUAACAACUUAGAUGCAUGGAAUUUGAUAACAAAACGAAAAAGGUUAAAAAGCAUUUUCUCGCUUAAAAAAAUUCAAUUCCUAAUCUUUCCACAAGCACACGUUGCAUGGUGUUUAUUAAAAAAAUGUUAAUGCAAAAUAAUAGUUUCAGGCCUCAGCCAGACCGCAAUGAACAAUUCGGUAAAAUUCCAUACAUUAAAGGUCUUCCUGAUUUUGGAGGACCUAAAAACUUUGGACCAAGACCUAAUAUGAUGAACAAAAACUUCAGACCUCGAAAUGAUUUUAAUGAAGUAAAGAAUGAUUAUAAUACUAAAAAUGAUGGUAAUCAGAAUGAUUUUGGUGGUCCAAAACAAUUUAGACCCAGAAAUAAUUUUAACAAUGGUAACCAACCACCAAAGAAAAACAACUUUAAUGGAGACAAAUCACCAGGAAAUAUGCAAUAUGGCAAUAAAAAUGAUUUUGGCGGUCCUAAACAACAAAAUUAUAACAAGAAUUAUGGGCCUAAAACAUACAACAACCAGAAUUGCUAUGGGAAUGAGCAGCCUGAAUUUAUUCCUAGGCAAUCUUACAGUCCAAACUCUGUUCAACAUUCUUUGAAUGAUCGCAAACUACAGAGCAAAAAAGCAAAACAUCCUGGUGAUAGCUUGUUGAAGCCAAUGUGGGAUCUAACUAAAUUAGAACCUAUUCAGAAAGACUUUUACAAGCCUCAUGUUAAUGUAGAUGCUCGCUCUGAGGACGAUGUGCAAAGAUUCCGUGUUACAAAAGAGAUUACAGUUAGUGGCAAUAAUAUCCCACGUCCUAACCAAUUAUUUGAGGAAGGAAACUUCCCCGACCACAUUAUGAGCACUAUUAAGGAACAGCCAAAUUUGAUAGAGCCCACUGGUAUUCAAGCUCAAGGUUGGCCAAUAGCUUUAUCAGGACGUGACAUGGUUGGUAUUGCCUCUACUGGUUCAGGAAAAACUUUAGCUUACAUGUUGCCUGCGGCUGUGCAUAUUGUUCAUCAACAGCGCAUUCAGCGAGGAGAUGGGCCAAUUGCGCUUAUUUUAGCACCUACUCGAGAACUGGCACAGCAAAUCCAGUCAGUAGCCCAGGCUUACAGUGCUCGUGGUUGCAUAAGAAACACAUGCCUUUUUGGAGGUUCACCAAAAGGACCACAAGCCAGAGAUUUAGAGCGAGGUGUUGAAAUUGUUAUUGCCACACCUGGAAGGUUAAUUGAUUUCCUUGAACGAGGCACUACUAACUUAAGACGCUGCACAUAUUUAGUUCUGGAUGAAGCAGAUAGAAUGCUUGACAUGGGAUUUGAACCUCAAAUCCGUAAGAUAAUUGAACAGAUUCGCCCUGACCGUCAAGUACUGAUGUGGUCUGCCACAUGGCCUAAGGAAAUACAGGCUUUGGCUGAAGAUUUCUUGACCGAUUACAUCAAAGUUAAUAUUGGCUCCCUAAACUUGUCUGCCAACAACAACAUCAAACAGAUUAUUGAGAUUUGUGAAGAACAUGAGAAGGAAGUAAAAUUAACUAAUUUAUUAAAAGAAAUUGCUUCUGAAAAAGAAAAUAAAGUAAUUGUAUUUGUAGAGACAAAGAAAAAGGUGGAUGAUAUUGCACGUGCAGUUCGACGCGGUGGAUAUAAGGCACUUGCUAUUCAUGGUGACAAAUCCCAACCUGAACGUGAUGCUGUUCUUACAGAAUUCAGAAAUGGUUCAACAACCAUUCUGAUUGCUACUGAUGUCGCAGCUCGUGGUCUUGAUGUUGAAGAUGUCAAAUUUGUUGUAAAUUUUGACUACCCUAACUCUUCGGAAGACUAUAUUCAUAGAAUUGGUCGUACUGGACGGUGCCAACAAUCUGGAACUGCAUAUACAUACUUCACGAGUGGUGAUUGCCGCCAAGCUCGAGGUCUGCUUGCAGUACUUCGGGAAACUGGACAAAAUCCUCCAACUAAAUUAGCUGAUAUGGCUAGAAAUAAUAACAAUAAUUCAGGUCGGAAUCGCUGGCAACAACGCAAGGAUAAAAAUAGUGGAUCCAACUCACCACAGCAAAUGAGCAACCAAUGGAACAACAAAAUGGCCAAUGGCAGCAUUGAAGAUGGUCAAAACAUGUACCAAAAUCGUAGCAUGAACCAACAGGCACCACGAUUUUCUAACCAGAACCAAGGAAUUCAGAGUUACAGACAAAACAACUAUCAGAAACAAGUACCUUUCCCAAGCCCCAAUGUUUUCGAGUCCAUGGGAAAUUAUCAAGGUGGAUAUAACAAUGGUUACCAAAAUACUUACAACCAAAAUGGAUAUGGUCAACGGCCCUUCAACAACCAGCGUAAUAAUGGGCAACAAUAUCGUAACAAUGGUACAAAUGGCAACAAAGCCAGUGGCUCUGGUUCUUCAUUUGGUUCCCCACCUCCACAUUUUGCAACACCUCCUCAUUACGCACAGGUGCAUCCACAUCAUCAGGAUAUGCUUGGUGGAAAAUUUUACGGUAGUGGUGUCGGUGGGGGCGGACCCUGUGGAUAUCAAGCUGCCGUGGGCGCUGGUGUUCCCUACCCGCACUUGCCCCCAGGGCCACUACUAUAUGCAGCCCCUGUUCAACAGUAAUUUGAUUUCAAGUUAAUACUUUUUUGCUGUUUUUAAAAAUUCGUUCAUCUCUGCUCUUGUUUACUUAAUAUAUUACAUUAUCAUUGGGAGAUAUUAAUAAUCAAAUGAUUCAAAAGAACAUUUUAACUUUGUGUGCUCCUAUUAAAUUUAUCAUUCAAGAUCUGAGUACAGUAAAGGGGUAAAAUUACAAAUACAAUUUAUUUAAUUCACAAAUGAGAUGCUUGUAGCUAUUGGUGUUUGUAUUUAAAUGUAAUACAUUUGAGAUGAGGGGAAUUUUCUUAUCUUCCCGUAUUGAAUUUCUUCAAAUUAUAAAUGUGUGUGUUAGUUUCGUAAGAUAUAUUAGUAUUCUGCACUGCAUUGGCCUGAUUCACAAGUUUUAAAUGCAAUUAUAAUUUGGGUUCGAAAAAUUACAAUUAUAUUCCAAAAACACAGAAUUAUGUAAACAUUGAGAAAAUUAUAUUUUAUUGAUCUGCAGCAAAAAUUUAAAUGGCCAAUACAGUUCAUUUCCAGAAUAUCUAAGAUUUAGUGGAACAAAAUUAAAUUAUAAAAACGCAGUUCCACAUUUAGGAUUAAUCAUUAUAUUUGUUAGAGUAGUUGUCAUGGGUACCACUCUUGUGUAAUCGUGGAAACCCUUGUUUUCUUUAAAAAUGUCUGUAUGAUGUACGAAAUGCACGAAACAUGUAGAAGAUUAUAGAAAAAAUUUAACGAAAUUGCGGAGGAAAGUAUUUUAUAAUAUAAAUUAUUUUAUUUGUUAAUUUAAAUCCAGUGACAACGUGGGACUUAGUAAUAAGAAACGAAUAGUAAUUGUUAUAAAGAAGCAUUGAAAGAAAUGCUUGUAAUUUAUAAUAACAAUCUGUAUUGCCAGAUAAAAUUGUGAAUAUUUUUCUUAAGUAAUGUGAUGUCAAUGACAUUUCAAGUCACUGAUUUAGAAGUUAUUUUUUUAUCAAAGAUUAGAUCUUUAUAGUGUACUUGGAUUUUAUGCCUAGAAUUUACUAUAGUCUGUGUCAAUUGAUCCCAGACAACGCAUACAGUCUUAAGGAUAUAUUGAAAGGAUGUAAAUGUGUCGUCAUGCAUUUAAGUUAGGAAGAUUAGGCUGUUGAGAGUAAAAUUUUCAAAUACAUUGCUAAUUGCUUUAGAAAAAUAAGUGGCCUGUUUUUUUGAGUAUUUGACAUUAUUUGAGUGGUUCAUUUACUGUACCUUUGUUCAAUAAUGGGUUCCAUGACUAAUGGAAAUUGGUUCAUAUAAUACUUUGAACCUAUAUUGAUCCCGUCAUGUUCAAAGAUGAAAAGAAUCUGUGAUAUUUCAUUACUAUUAAAUAACCUGUCGUUGCGUUGGUCAAUUGUUAUUACUAAAAUAAAAAUGCUAAAAUGCAUGCUGGGCUUGGAAUGUGUUUACAAGACGAAAUAUUUUUUGACUAUUUAACAAAUUUCAUAUAGGUUUGUGACAGAGCUCGCAACUCGUUCACGAAUAAAAUAUUUAGAUAUAAGACUCGGUAAUUUGUUGUUAUUCAAUUUAGUUUCCAUAACUGUCCGGUGACAAAAUUGAAUCAGUUGAUGGGGACGUAAAUGUUAUUAUCUCAAUGUUUAAAAUGCAUCUGUUGUAAGAUGUAGAAAAGGGUUGAAUAAUAACAGUUUUAGGGGUGAACAACGUGUUUGUGGAUCUCGUUUUUAUAACUUCGAAAGAUUCGGGAUUCGCAUUAUUUAUGUACAUUAUAAGAGAAAGACUGCAAAGAAAGUGUGAAUAAAAUGUAUAUUUAUUCUUCGUCUCAAAGAUGAAAAUACUAGCCUGUCGGUAUUUUAUGUUGCUAUUCCAUCAGAUCUGUUUCUGACAUAGCAUGAUCCAUUGAACGGCCAAGCUAGAUAUAAAGUGAAUGAGUCUUGAUGUCUACAAGAGUCUAGUUAAACGGUCGCUGAUUGCAGGUGAAUCCUAUAUUUAUUAUGUACAAAGUACUAGCGCACCCACCUCUACUAAACAACUGUGAUAAUAACACUAAGUAGCGUAGCAGGCAAUUUAUGUACGUUAGUUACGUCCAAGAGAAGGGAUGACACCAUAUCUGACAUAUUGUAUUGUGAUAUACAUAAUAUCAAGGCGUGCGGAAACACGUUUUGACAAAAUGUUUUCUCUAAACAAGACUGAUUAUUUCUUAUUAAUAAAUAUAAAAUAUUUUGUACAUGUUCCACUUGACUGAAUGAAUUGUCUGUAUUUUAUAUUGGUAGUAUAUCUCUCUAUCUCGCUAUAUGUUUUCCAUAAAAAAAAUACGUUUUGUAUUCACUAUGUUAGAUAUGUGUCAAAACACCUUUCUGUGAGGUCACCAACUCAUCUUUAUAUCUAUUUUUUUCAUUUUGUUUCAUUUUAUUGUGAUGAAAAAUGUUGUUGACAAAUUAUGGCAGCGGCAGUAUAAACAGUUCGAUUAUAUUAUGUUGUUGUUGAUUUACUAAAUUUUAUUUACCCAAUAUCUCAUAAGUAAUUGUACUUUUCGUGCUUUUAUAGAAUUUAUUUUCAAAUAAAUGCGUUAGUGAAAAAUAUACAUAGAUUUUUAAGUAUGUGGCAAUGCAGAUCUUCAUGAUUGUAUUAUUGUUUAAAAUAAAAAUUAAAAGGAGAGAAGCUCCUAUCAAAUUGUCCCAAAGGAAGUCUUCUGAAUGUUUCUGAGAAGUGCAUUUCCUCUAUAUAAUACAGUAUUAAAUUCUGAAUAAUAAAUGGAUGUAUAACUAUUGCAAA